Molecule: messenger RNA, 1268 nt
Organism: Leptosomus discolor (cuckoo roller)
Lineage: Eukaryota; Metazoa; Chordata; Aves; Leptosomiformes; Leptosomidae
Gene: AMDHD2
Product: amidohydrolase domain containing 2
Biological process (GO): N-acetylglucosamine catabolic process
Molecular function (GO): N-acetylglucosamine-6-phosphate deacetylase activity
Source: RefSeq, a predicted model, not a curated record
CCCAUCGUCCAGUUCACCAACUGCCGCAUCCUGAGGGGCCACCAGCUCCAGAGGGAGGACCUGUGGGUGCGAGAGGGGAAGAUCCUCAACCCAGAGAAACUCUUCUUUGAUGAGAAGGGCUCUGCUGACAUCCAGCUGGACUGCAAGGACAGCAUCAUUGCCCCGGGCUUCAUCGACGUCCAGAUCAAUGGAGGCUUUGGGGUGGACUUCUCCCUGGCUACAGAUGACUUCAAAUCAGGGAUCGACCUGGUCAGUCAGAAAAUCCUCUCCCAUGGAGUGACCUCCUUCUGUCCCACCCUGGUGACCUCUCCUCCAUCUGUGUACCACCAGGUUCUCCCUCAGAUCGGUAUAAGAAAUGGUGGAGCCCACGGAGCAGGUAUCCUGGGGGCCCAUCUGGAAGGACCGUUCAUCAGCAAGGAGAAGAAAGGGGCGCACCCGGAGCACUGCCUCCGCACCUUCGAGGCAGGUGCCUUCCAGGACCUGCUCGCCACCUACGGGUCCCUGGACUGUGUCCGGAUAGUCACCCUGGCCCCCGAGAUGAAGAGGAGCAGUGAGGUGAUCCGGGAACUCACCAAGCGGGGCAUCUGCGUCUCGCUCGGUCACUCAGUGGCUAAUCUCUCCCAGGCUGAGGUGGCUGUGCAGCACGGCGCUACCUUCAUCACUCACCUCUUCAAUGCCAUGUUGCCAUUCCACCAUCGCGACCCUGGGAUCGUGGGACUGCUGACGAGUGACAAGAUUCCCGCUGGGCGGAGAGUCUUCUACGGCAUGAUCUCUGAUGGCAUCCACACCAACCCUGCUGCCCUGCGAAUCGCCCACCGAGCCCACCCCAAAGGCCUGGUGCUGGUGACGGAUGCGAUCGCUGGCAUGGGGCUGGCCCCGGGUCGGCACACGCUGGGUCAGCAGGUGGUGGAGAUCGAUGGGCUGAACACCUACAUUGCAGGCACAAAGACCCUGAGCGGUAGUGUGGCGACCAUGGACACAUGUGUGCGGCACUUCCAAGAAGCCACGGGGUGCUCAGUAGAGACUGCGUUGGAGGCAGCAUCUCUGCAUCCCGCCCAGCUCCUGGGGAUCGAACACAAAAAGGGGACGCUCAAUUAUGACUCCGAUGCAGAUUUCCUGAUGAUGAAUGAUGAGCUGUAUGUGCGAGCCACGUACAUCGCAGGCGAGGAAGUCUGGAGACAGGAUGCGUUAGGCAUGUGACACUGGGCUGUCCUGUGCCCUCUGAGGCUCCCUGGCACUGUGGUUAGCAGCUUUGGUAACCACUCCAC